AUGCCUACUGCCACAUAUCUUAUCAUCCUGGCGGUGCUUGCAUUUCAAGUCGGGAUCGUGAGGAGCCACAAGCAGCCACAACAGUUCCUCAUGGGAGAGAGUGAGGGAGUAAGAUACUACUUCGACCCAUGGCCGAAGGGCAUGCGUCCGAAACUAUCAAAAGUGGACUCUCGUGAGGUAAAUGGCAUCAACUGCACUUAUACACGACCAUUCAUGAUACAAUACCCUGGUACCGGCCGUUUCGCCUGGUUGUAUACUGUGAGUGAUAUAAGAGGAUCAAGGCAAUUCUAUUCGUCUGGCGAGAUAGGCGGCGAAACGUGCUUCGAGACCUUCGAAAGUUACGAAUGGAAAAAUCGGACGGUGAAGCGCUUGGCGAAGGAGAAUCCUGUAGUCACCACCGCGAAUAGUUUGUGCGCGGGAGGUGAGCUCGUCCUCAGCAUGGCUGCGGAGGAGCCUGCCCCUAAUGGUGUUUACUACGGCUUUAGCGAGGAUGGUUUCGAAGCAACGAUCAAAUUCGAUGGACGGUCGCGCAUCAAGGAAGUCCGAGUGAACGAUCCGCAGGGAGAAGUCACUAAGUUGAUCUUCACUAUGAUCGGAAAAGCGAUAAAGUGCUAUUUUGGCAUACCAGGAGAGACCAGAUUUGUCAAUCUGAUCGUCGAGCCUGUUGACCCCACCAAAUUUGAUGGCACGAAAGAAAGCUUCCAUGGCGCUCGACUGAAUACUAUGGUCGGGCAGCCUUUCGACAGGAGCCAUCUAAGGAGAUUGUUUGGCCUCAAGGAGCCUGGCAAGCUCAAGCGUAUGCGGUCUCGCAUUGCCAGGAGCAUUACAUCGAUCAGGAAACCAGGGGCCUUUCUACACAGACGCACGAUGCGAGACGGAAUGGAGGAAAGACUCCUCGCACAGGACGAUACCGAUUUAGAACUCGACAACCCAGCUACGAUGAUGGCCGACUACGUAGAUAUAUAA
Perkinsus marinus ATCC 50983 is the source of this 966-nucleotide messenger RNA. RefSeq lists its product as hypothetical. Bases 1 to 966 code for a protein of 321 amino acids. The transcript has a single exon. The record is from RefSeq and is a predicted model, not a curated record. NCBI's taxonomy places the organism in Eukaryota, Perkinsozoa, Perkinsida, Perkinsidae.